Messenger RNA from Trypanosoma cruzi, 1017 nucleotides. RefSeq lists its product as uncharacterized. The record is from RefSeq and is a predicted model, not a curated record. NCBI's taxonomy places the organism in Eukaryota, Euglenozoa, Kinetoplastea, Trypanosomatida, Trypanosomatidae. The transcript has a single exon. Bases 1 to 1017 code for a protein of 338 amino acids.
AUGCAGGGGUGUAGGACACUGCGGUCUGCAGAGAUGACCGUUUUCUUCACAGAUGCAGGACCACCUUCUUCCGCGUUUUUGUUGACGUGGACAUUUGUGUUGGGUGUUUCUUUCGUCGUAUUUGGGGUGUUUCGGCCUACAGUGCGUGGCACAAGGCCACCGAUCGCUGGAAAAACAUUUGCCCCCGCUGUAUCAUUGUGGUGGGUACGUCAACUUCAUUACUGUGUGGCAACGUGGCUGCUGUUUGACUUGGUUAAUCGUCUAUUCUCUUACAUUUUCCUUCCAUCGCGAGUGCUCUGGCGAAGACACAUGCUGCCGCUUCCCGACGGAAUACUUAGCCGUUGGGUGAAUCAACUCCGCCCCUCGAUGCUCUACGUGUUCCGAGUGAAGAACGUGCAGGAAAUGUGUGAGGAGUUGCAACUUCCAGUGGCGUCCUCCGCUUCUUCUGUUACUCCUCACGUUACCGGCGGUAUUCCAGGCGCCACAUUUCAAGGCGUUGAAGAAAAUGGACGUGUGACCGAGAAUGAAUGGGAGUGUUGUCAAUGGGUGGCACUGGCAUCUUUGAUGACAACGAUCUUAAUUAUUUUUUUAGCCUGCAGUGGGAUCAUCUACUUCUUCGCGCUGAAUUCGGUCAAGGAUGAGGUUGACGAAGAAGAGGACCGCAGUGAAGUGGAGACCACAUCGGACGAUGAAACGAGCUCUGACUGCGAUCAGGACCUCUGGCGGGACUUGGGUGAGCCUGACGAUUCAUGCCUCUUGAGCCCGGAAGCAAUGGCAGAGGAGGAGCGUUGGAAAUUGAGGGAGGCGGAAGAGCGAUGCUUCCAACGGCGCCAACGACAAGAGGAAAAGAAGAAACAAGAGAGGGGCAUUUAUCUUAUGUUAAGUGAAUAUUGGCCUGUCCUUUUGUCAGCAUGUUACGCUGGCCUUUACGCAUGUACUGGAGGCACGCCAUUAUUGAUGCAGUAUGUGUAUCCUUGCGGCGUCAUGCUUGUGACUCUGUGUGGAAUGAGUGCUUAA